Messenger RNA from Knipowitschia caucasica, 2733 nucleotides. The record is from the annotation of a GenBank genome assembly. Lineage: Eukaryota; Metazoa; Chordata; Actinopteri; Gobiiformes; Gobiidae.
AUGGGCCGCACGGGUCAAGAAGACGCACAAGAAACAGCUGUGAGUCCAGAAGUGAGUGACUGUGAACGCCCCACGGCCCCAGAGAGAGGGCGGGGCCACCAGGGGACCGUUCAGCCACAUGGAGAUGAGAUCAUAGGAAUGGAGAAAACGAAGACAAAACCCUGCAACAUGUGGAGCUGGUCUACAGACUCCAGGAUGCACCGGGUCCUGCUUUCACAGACCGGGCUUUUGUUGGAAGCUCUGGGUCUGUUUCCUCUGUCGCCUACAGCUCUGGGUCCGUUUCCUCUGUCGCCUACAGCUCUGGGUCCGUUUCCUCUGUCGCCUACAGCUCUGGGUCCGUUUCCUCUGUCGCCUACAGCUCUGGGUCCGUUUCCUCUGUCGCCUACAGCUCUGGGUCCGUUUCCUCUGUCGCCUACAGCUCUGGGUCCGUUUCCUCUGUCGCCUACAGCUCUGGGUCCGUUUCCUCUGUCGCCUACAGCUCUGGGUCCGUUUCCUCUGUCGCCUACAGCUCUGGGUCCGUUUCCUCUGUCGCCUACAGCUCUGGGUCCGUUUCCUCUGUCGCCUACAGCUCUGGGUCCGUUUCCUCUGUCGCCUACAGCUCUGGGUCCGUUUCCUCUGUCGCCUACAGCUCUGGGUCCGUUUCCUCUGUCGCCUACAGCUCUGGGUCCGUUUCCUCUGUCGCCUACAGCUCUGGGUCCGUUUCCUCUGUCGCCUACAGCUCUGGGUCCGUUUCCUCUGUCGCCUACAGCUCUGGGUCCGUUUCCUCUGUCGCCUACAGCUCUGGGUCCGUUUCCUCUGUCGCCUACAGCUCUGGGUCCGUUUCCUCUGUCGCCUACAGCUCUGGGUCCGUUUCCUCUGUCGCCUACAGCUCUGGGUCCGUUUCCUCUGUCGCCUACAGCUCUGGGUCCGUUUCCUCUGUCGCCUACAGCUCUGGGUCCGUUUCCUCUGUCGCCUACAGCUCUGGGUCCGUUUCCUCUGUCGCCUACAGCUCUGGGUCCGUUUCCUCUGUCGCCUACAGCUCUGGGUCCGUUUCCUCUGUCGCCUACAGCUCUGGGUCCGUUUCCUCUGUCGCCUACAGCUCUGGGUCCGUUUCCUCUGUCGCCUACAGCUCUGGGUCCGUUUCCUCUGUCGCCUACAGCUCUGGGUCCGUUUCCUCUGUCGCCUACAGCUCUGGGUCCGUUUCCUCUGUCGCCUACAGCUCUGGGUCCGUUUCCUCUGUCGCCUACAGCUCUGGGUCCGUUUCCUCUGUCGCCUACAGCUCUGGGUCCGUUUCCUCUGUCGCCUACAGCUCUGGGUCCGUUUCCUCUGUCGCCUACAGCUCUGGGUCCGUUUCCUCUGUCGCCUACAGCUCUGGGUCCGUUUCCUCUGUCGCCUACAGCUCUGGGUCCGUUUCCUCUGUCGCCUACAGCUCUGGGUCCGUUUCCUCUGUCGCCUACAGCUCUGGGUCCGUUUCCUCUGUCGCCUACAGCUCUGGGUCCGUUUCCUCUGUCGCCUACAGCUCUGGGUCCGUUUCCUCUGUCGCCUACAGCUCUGGGUCCGUUUCCUCUGUCGCCUACAGCUCUGGGUCCGUUUCCUCUGUCGCCUACAGCUCUGGGUCCGUUUCCUCUGUCGCCUACAGCUCUGGGUCCGUUUCCUCUGUCGCCUACAGCUCUGGGUCCGUUUCCUCUGUCGCCUACAGCUCUGGGUCCGUUUCCUCUGUCGCCUACAGCUCUGGGUCCGUUUCCUCUGUCGCCUACAGCUCUGGGUCCGUUUCCUCUGUCGCCUACAGCUCUGGGUCCGUUUCCUCUGUCGCCUACAGCUCUGGGUCCGUUUCCUCUGUCGCCUACAGCUCUGGGUCCGUUUCCUCUGUCGCCUACAGCUCUGGGUCCGUUUCCUCUGUCGCCUACAGCUCUGGGUCCGUUUCCUCUGUCGCCUACAGCUCUGGGUCCGUUUCCUCUGUCGCCUACAGCUCUGGGUCCGUUUCCUCUGUCGCCUACAGCUCUGGGUCCGUUUCCUCUGUCGCCUACAGCUCUGGGUCCGUUUCCUCUGUCGCCUACAGCUCUGGGUCCGUUUCCUCUGUCGCCUACAGCUCUGGGUCCGUUUCCUCUGUCGCCUACAGCUCUGGGUCCGUUUCCUCUGUCGCCUACAGCUCUGGGUCCGUUUCCUCUGUCGCCUACAGCUCUGGGUCCGUUUCCUCUGUCGCCUACAGCUCUGGGUCCGUUUCCUCUGUCGCCUACAGCUCUGGGUCCGUUUCCUCUGUCGCCUACAGCUCUGGGUCCGUUUCCUCUGUCGCCUACAGCUCUGGGUCCGUUUCCUCUGUCGCCUACAGCUCUGGGUCUGUUUCCUCUGUCUCCUACAGCUCUGGGUCUGUUUCCUCUGUCUCCUACAGCUCUGGGUCUGUUUCCUCUGUCGCCUACUGCUCUGGGUCCGUUUCCUCUGUCGCCUACAGCUCUGGGUCCGUUUCCUCUGUCGCCUUACAGCUCUAGGUCCGUUUCCUCUGUCGCCUACAGCUCUGGGUCUGUUUCCUCUGUCUCCUACAGCUCUGGGUCUGUUUCCUCUGUCGCCUACAGCUCUGGGUCAGUUUCCUCUGUCGCCUACAGCUCUGGGUCCGUUUCCUCUGUCGCCUACAGCUCUGGGUCCGUUUCCUCUGUCGCCUACAGCUCUGGGUCCGUUUCCUCUGUCGCCUACAGCUCUGGGUCUGUUUCCUCUGUCUCCUACAGCUCUGGGUCCGCUCUGUGUGGAGUGAGAGACUAG